Lasiosphaeria miniovina is the source of this 1257-nucleotide messenger RNA. Its product is annotated as MT-A70-domain-containing protein. Gene Ontology annotation, biological process: methylation. The record is from RefSeq and is a predicted model, not a curated record. The transcript has 2 exons. Gene Ontology annotation, molecular function: nucleic acid binding; methyltransferase activity. The annotation marks the transcript as partial. Lineage: Eukaryota; Fungi; Ascomycota; Sordariomycetes; Sordariales; Lasiosphaeriaceae. Gene Ontology annotation, cellular component: nucleus.
UCAUGCAUUCUAUUCCAAAAUGACAGCAGGACCGCCGUGUUGCUGGACUUGCCGAGGUCAAUUGAAGAGGCCCAGGUCCUGUCGAGCCGACUGGCACCAACAGCAACGUCAGCAGCGAGACGAAGCGCAGCCGAAGAGGAUGUGGGGACGGUAGACGGGACGCACCGGAAGAAACUCCGGGCUCUUGUCUCGGCAGCGCCGCUGGCAGUUCCCUUCCCGACCCCAGAGUCCAAGGUCAAGGACGGCGACGGUGACGAAUAUGCUGCCGGCGGGCCAGCGACGGCAGACCCUGCGGUCAAACUGGCCGAGCUCAUGACGCUUGCCACGGUCGAGGCCGCGCUCGAGGACAUCAAGCGGUCGUCCUAUGACGGGCUGUGGUGCCUACCGCGCUACUAUCACCCUCCCACUUCUUGCUCGUCGUCCACUGCAAAGCAGCAGGACCAGCAGCAGCAGGAUCCACUACCGUCCGGAGAACCGGGAACGGAAACCACGACCGCAGCAGCGCCCACUGCAUCGUCACGACCCGACACUGAAGAACCUACGCACGGGGCCAGUCCCUCAGCGCGGUAUCUGCUCGGCAGCAUCUCGCAGCAGCGCGAGGCGUUCCUGGCCGCGGUGCCGCCCGCAUCGCUAGACUUGAUCGUGCUGGACCCGCCGUGGCCAAACCGCUCAGCCCAGCGGAAGCGCAAGCGCGGCGGCGGCGGCGGCGGUGACAACGCCGCAGCGUACCAGACGGCCGGCGACGCGGCGGCGGUGUGCGAGCUGCUGUCUCUGGUGCCCGUGGCGUCGCGGCUCGCGGCUGACGGCCUGGUGGCCGUGUGGGUGACGAACUCGCCGUCGCGGUCGGCGGACCUGCUGGUCGGCCCGCGCGGCAUCUUCAGCCAGUGCUGGGACGUCGAGCUGGUGGGCGAGUGGAUAUGGCUCAAGGUGACGAGCCGCGGCGAGCCCGUCGUGCCGCUCGCGUCCGCCUGGCGCAAGCCCUGGGAGCGCCUGCUCAUUGCGCGAAAGCGCCGCACCACCGCCCCCGCCGCCGGCGCAGAGGCCAGGCGGCUGCGGCUGAUACCCACAAAGGUGAUUGUCACGGUGCCCGACGUGCACUCCAGGAAACCUAACCUGCGACACCUGUUUGAAGAGGAGCCUGGCUUGUUGCCUCCCGACGGAGAGUACCGUGCCAUGGAGGUCUUUGCGCGCAACUUGACGGCGGGAUGGUGGGCGUGGGGCGACCAGGUGCUUCUCUUCCAACAUCGGGACCAUUGG